Molecule: messenger RNA, 399 nt
Organism: Sphaerulina musiva SO2202
Lineage: Eukaryota; Fungi; Ascomycota; Dothideomycetes; Mycosphaerellales; Mycosphaerellaceae
Exons: 1
Coding region: 1-399 (132 amino acids)
Source: RefSeq, a predicted model, not a curated record
AUGACUCCAUCCAUGGUAACAACAGCACUUAUGGAUCAUUUCCACGGUCGCCACGAGCUGCAAGUAUCCGCAUCGCGGCGCAUGAAAGGUCGAAAAUCACGAGGGUGGAGAGAAGAGGUGGCACAAGGGAAUGGUCACACGAACGGCGGGCUGCCGAACCUCAUCAUGCCGCUGCCGCCGUCUCGGAAUUUGAAUGCUUCCAGAACGCAGUCGCACCUGACGACAACCACAAUCCACGGAUCAUACAAAUUGUUUGUCCUUGGGACCAGUACGACGUGGGCGGAAUACAUAGACAUGCGAUCCAAAGACCAGCAUGCCUCCGGGGUGGAGAUCGACCUGGCCGUGCGGCUUCUAUGGCUGCAGACACAUCUGCCACCCUCUCUCAUCUUCACCUACUAG